GUUUAAGCUUGAAUGUCUUCUAUGUGCAGAUUUUUUGUACGUGGGUUAUAUGAUGGUCAAUUGUUCUUAAAGUUGAAAAAAGGUGUUAAUUUUCCAGCCAUGGAUCCGUGGGGAACAAGCGAUCCAUAUGUGGUUAUGCAAUUCGAUGGACAAGUUGUCAAAAGCAAUGUUAAAUGGGGGACCAAAGAACCAACAUGGAAUGAGGAGUUUACUUUGAACAUUAACUUACCCCCUACCAAAAUUCUUCAGGUUGCAGCUUGGGAUGCAAACCUUGUAACUCCACAUAAGCGCAUGGGCAAUGCAGGCAUUAACCUGGAGGCCUUUUGUGAUGGAAACUUGCAUGAUGUGCUGGUGGAAUUGGAAGGCAUGGGAGGUGGUGGAAGGAUAUAUCUAGAGGUAAAAUAUAAAAGCUUUGAAGAAAUUGAUCAAGAGAAACAACAGUGGCGGAUCCCUUUUGUUUCAGAUUUUCUUGAAAAGAAUGGUUUCAAGUCUGCUCUAAAACUGAUUGUUGGAUCUGACACUGUACAAGCACGUCAGUUUGUGGAGUAUGCGUUUGGGCAAUUGAAGUCAUUCAACGUUGGUUACCUUCAAGACCAAUUUUCUAUGACGGAUACCUUUGACAUGGAAGGCUCUGGAAAAUCUGAAAAUCAAGUUGGUGUUCCUGACAAGACUUCACAGCCUGAGGGUAGCCCAGAAAAUUCUUUUUCUGUCAUAAACGAUGGAAAAGAUGGAAAUUUACUGGAGAGUAAAACUGAUAAUAGUUCUGGGGAUUUUGAAACUAGUUCUUCUGUGGAUACAGAAGUUCAUGAAUCUAUGAAAUCAGAUAAAUAUUUUUGGAAGAAUUUUACUGAUAUUACCAGUCGAACUGUCGUUCAGAAGCUCGGUAUACCCAUUCAAGAGAAAAUAAAGUGGGAUGGAUUCGACUUAUUGAACAGAAUUGGCUUACAAUCAAGUAAGAUUGCAGAGGCUGGUUAUGUUGAGUCGGGGCUUGCAACUCCAGAAAGUCAGGAUAACAGUGGUGCUACAACUGGACAUCCUACCAUCAGUGCAAUUCAAUCUUCCCUUCCAGAUAUUAAGAAGGUGUCAUCAGAUAUGUUGGGGCAAACUGAUUCCAUUUUAGGAGCAUUAGUGGUUCUUACGGCAGCAUUUUCUGAAAAGAAUAAGCAAGCACGAUCAGUGGGAAAGGAAAAAACUGAAAAAGAUGCUUCUAUCACAGUGCAGGACGAUGUUUCAGGAUAUCCUGUGAAUGGAAAUGUAGGUGGCACCUUGGAUGUAUCAGUGUUGGAUCAAAGAAAAGCAGAGGAGAUGAAGUCACUUUUUUCAACGGCAGAGAGUGCGAUGGAGGCAUGGGCUAUGCUUGCCACUUCAUUGGGUCAUCCAAGUUUUAUUAAAUCUGAAUUUGAGAAGAUAUGUUUUCUUGAUAAUCCAUCCACUGAUACACAGGUAGCAAUUUGGCGUGAUUCUCCACGGAAAAGAUUGGUUGUUGCUUUCAGAGGAACUGAACAGGUAAGGUGGAAGGAUUUGCGAACUGAUUUAAUGCUAGCUCCUACUGGGCUAAAUCCUGAGAGGGUUGGUGGUGAUUUCAAGCAAGAAGUUCAAGUUCAUAGCGGUUUUUUAAGCGCAUAUGAUUCAGUGAGGACUAGGAUCAUGUCACUUGUUAAGCUGGCAAUUGGUUUUGUAGAUGGUGCGGAAGUGGUGAACAAAUGGCAUAUAUAUGUGACAGGUCAUAGUUUGGGUGGUGCAUUGGCUACCCUUCUUGCUCUUGAACUUUCAUCAAGUCAAUUGGCAAAGUGUGGAGCAAUUUCUGUGAGCAUGUAUAACUUUGGCUCUCCUAGAGUUGGGAACAAAAGAUUUGCAGACGUAUACAAUGGGAAAGUUAAAGAUAGCUGGAGAGUUGUAAACCAUAGAGAUAUUAUUCCAACAGUCCCUCGGCUAAUGGGCUAUUGCCAUGUAGCUCAGCCUGUCUAUCUAGGAGCUGGAGAACUAAGGGAUGCCUUGGAAAAUAUGGAGCUUAUGGGAGAUGGAUACCAAGCUGACGUAAUUGGGGAGUACACACCUGAUGCUAUUGUCAGUGAGUUUAUGAAGGGAGAGAUGGAACUUAUUGAAAAAAUAUUAAAUACCGAAAUUAAUAUUUUCCGCUCAAUUAGAGAUGGUAGUGCACUUAUGCAGCAUAUGGAAGAUUUCUACUACAUCUCAUUGUUGGAGCACGUGAGAUCAAAUUACAAGACUGUUGAGCUCUCAAAUUCCACCAGUUCCACCAGCGAAAACUUAUCAGUUACUUGAGCAGGUUAUGUUGUCACAUGAUUAGAUCUUGAUCUUGCGGCAUGAAUUUUCACAAUAUUCUCAGCUGAUUGAGUUAGUAUUUCCAAGAAUUUCAUCAACAGCAUGCAAGACUGUCAUACUUGUACAGGAACAUCCAUUCAUUCAUAAGAAAAUGUAUUAUUGUGACCCUAGUGUAACUAAACAAUGUACAGGUAAUGGUGAUUAAAUUUUUUGUGGAGCUUCCUGCUGCUCUUUUUUACUUUUAAUGCAGAUGCAUAUCUGUGAGUAUUUAAGAAGGUCCUGAUAAUAAUAUAUACAGGAGCUUUCGGAACCAAAA
Macadamia integrifolia is the source of this 2599-nucleotide messenger RNA. RefSeq lists its product as uncharacterized. Bases 13 to 2283 code for a protein of 756 amino acids. Gene Ontology annotation, biological process: lipid metabolic process. The transcript has 16 exons. NCBI's taxonomy places the organism in Eukaryota, Viridiplantae, Streptophyta, Magnoliopsida, Proteales, Proteaceae. The record is from RefSeq and is a predicted model, not a curated record.